This is a messenger RNA of Lecanosticta acicola, 3869 nucleotides long. The record is from the annotation of a GenBank genome assembly. Lineage: Eukaryota; Fungi; Ascomycota; Dothideomycetes; Mycosphaerellales; Mycosphaerellaceae.
AUGGCUUAUGAUCAGAACUCGGCCUACGAGCCGCCGCGGCGAGGGUAUAUGGAGCAGCGACAGCAAGCUUCAAAUCCCGCCUACAGUACCCAUGGAUAUGAUGACCAGUAUAAUCAAGGCAACACUCAGCCUUACCACCAACAUCAGCGCGGAGCGGGAGGCUACGAUUACGGCUAUAGUCAGGAAUUGAACGCACCGCAAGAGCAUAUGUACAACGAAGGCGGCUACGGGAUCCAGGGCGACGGACAACAAUGGCAGCAAGAGCAAGCUCGAAGCUACGAUCCGAGAUACCAGCAGAGACCUCAGCGAGGCCCUCCUCCGCAGCAGCAUGCAAGACCAGGUCCGCAGUCAAGAGGGCCGCCUCCGCCCGCGCGAGGUGCAUAUCAAGGAGACCCUAGAGGCCAGCCGCGACAGAACGGCCACCCUCCACCUCAGAGAUCCAGAGACCCGUACGAGCAGCCCGUAAAUUAUCAUGAACCAGCAAGGAGACCGCACAAUGGCUACGAAGAGCAGAACGGGUAUGACGCGCAAUCUCAAAGAGGGUACGCACCGCAGAGGUCCAAGGACCCAUAUGAGCAGCAAAAUGGGCAAUAUGCCCCACCGCGUCAAGCCGAGCGACCAAGAGAUCCGUAUGCUCAGUACGGUGAACGCCCUAAGCAGAACGGACAGUAUCCACCGCAAGAUCCCAGAGGCGGACAGAUAUCACAAAAGCCAUCCGGUCCACCUCAGGCCAGCGGAAAAGGCAGGACGUCAAUGGAGGAGUGGAAGGCACAGGAGAAGGCAAAGAUGAAGAAGGCGGCAACGUCUCCAGAAACUCUACCCUUUGACAACGCGUUCCCCGUGUUCGGCAAGAAAUCAGAUCGUUCGUCAGACAAAUCUGGAGGCGCGAGCAUACCAAGCCAGAGAGGCAGUGUGGAGCAAGGCUAUGGAAGGCCACCAACAUCAAAUGGCCAACGACCAGCCACGUCGCGAGAAAACAGCUACAGACACGACAAUGAUGUUCAAUCGCCGCCUCGAAGACCUGAUUUGGAUCGUCAAUAUUCCACAGACGCUCCGCAAAGACAGCAAACAACUUACAUACAUCCACAAGAACAACGACAGGUACGUGUGUUACCUGGUUUCCUAGUUUCUGAAGAACUGCAGCAGCGUGGGCUGUAUUUUCUGUAUCGAACACGCAAGACACUCGUUUUGUCUCUGAUCCGUUGUUAUGCACGAGAUUCUCACAUUUUCGCAGGCGCCGCACGGUCUCUUAACUCCGACACGAGAUGAGUAUCCCGACCAGUGGCCGAUGACUGCCGGACAGACUCCCCCCAAGGCUCAAUCCGACCGACGGUCUCCGCCACGUUCCAACGUGCAUGAUCCAAGUUAUCCCUCUCAGGCGCAGGAACCACGGUAUCAGCAAGGUUUCGAACGACCAAAUCAGGCGCCUCCCUCGCAAAGCUUGCCGAAGCAACGUGGCCCACCUCCAAUCGACACAAAUCAGAUUCCACGGCGUCCGCUCUAUGCAGACCCUCAGCCUUUCAGCCCAGCUCAUGUCCCUCCCCGUCCCUCGACGUCGCAAGGCCAGCGACCUGCACCGCAUCAACAACCGUCAAGCCCUCUUGCACAGCACUCUCAAUCCGGUAUACCACAAGGAAGUUACGCGAGCCUGCCCGAGCAAUCGGCGAAGCGCUGGCCAGAGGAGCACGCACAGCACGGCAGUCUCGAGGACAUCUACGAUCAUUACAAUACUACUCCACCGCGUGCGAUCAAGCGCGCUCCUACAUCUCGAGAGGAAGAGAUCGAGGCUGAAAUGCCCGAUUUCGACAGUGCUGCGCCUGGACAAACCUCCAACCUACACAGGCGAAUUCAGCCAGCCGACAAGCAAACGCAAGAAGCGCCAGCAGCCGCUCCUCCGCCAAUGCAGAGAAUGCAAACGGCGCCUCCAAGUUCGAUGCCACCUUCGCAGUCGGCGCACGACCUUCAUUACGCCCAGAAUCCGUAUGGACCACGACCUGGUACGGCAGGGCCACUGCGAGGCCCACCCAGACGUGGCAUGACAGAUCCCCAUAACAAUAGCGCUAGUUCUACGCCGAUGUCUGCGAGAGGCCAAAGGCAACACGACAUCCCUUACAGGAAUCAGCCGCCGCAGAACGCCAUGUAUCCACAGGAUGCGCCGUUGCCGCCCCCUAAUGCUCCUUACGCAAAUGACAUGCCUGUUAGGCGGUCUUUGGAUGAUGCAAGAGGGCCUCCUGGCCGGCAAGGUCCCGGUCCCGGUCCGCGAUUCCCUCCAAAUGGCGCCCAGCCAAGAGGGAUGUACCCGCCGCAGCGGCCUGGGUUCGACGGCCAUCCCACAGCGCAGACGGUGUGGUCCGAUCCAGGCCUGGAAAGGGUUGGAAGCGCUCCCCCACCACAAGAUGCUCUGGCGGAGCGUCCUGGCAUGAAUACUGGCGUUCCGCUGACACAGCAACGCUCUGCACCUGAGCAGCCGGGACAGGGCAGUAAUCCUGACGCACUUCCCCAUCAUCCGACACCAGUUCGACCAGGUCUGAUGCAGCAAGGUCAACCUCAACCGAACAAGCCAUCGCCUGUACGGAACUAUGACGGUGCUCAAGGAGGUGCUCCACAUCAACGGCAAGCUUCUGUAGACCCAUUUGCUCAGCAGGUCACGCAUGCCGAAUUGGAACGGCUUCGAAACGCGGUCGACAAAGGUCCAAACAACCCCAAGCAGCAUCUGGUAUUGGUCAAGAAGCUGGUGGAGGCAUGUGCUGUUCUCGCACCAGAGGGUGGGCGUGCUGAUGCGAAAACGACCGCCAAGAAUCGCGAGCGCUAUACACACGAAGCUUACAAACGUUUAAAGAAGCUCGUGGCUGGCGGAUAUGCCGAGGCUCAAUUUUACAUGGCGGACUGCUACGGCCAAGGAAUGCUUGGGCUGGAAGCCGACACCAAGGAGGCAUUCAAGCUAUAUCAGGCUGCUGCGAAAGCUGGCCAUGCUCAAGCAGCGUAUCGAACGGCAGUCUGCUGCGAAAUGGGCCCAGAGGAGGGCGGCGGAACCAGCAAAGACUUCGCGAAAGCAGUGCAGUGGUAUCGUCGCGCAGCUGCUCUUGGAGAUCCUGCAGCUAUGUACAAGGUCGGAGCUGUGAUGCUCAAGGGCUUGCUGGGACAACCGAAAAACAUCACAGAAGCUGUGACGUGGCUCAAGCGUGGAGCGGAAAGAGCAGACUUGGACAAUCCGCAUGCGCUGCACGAGCUUGCGACCAUUUAUGAAAGUGCGAACAAGAAUCCAGAGAUCAGGAACAAAGUAACGCCGGACGAUGCCUACGCGAAGAACUUGUUCAUGCAGGCUGCAAAGCUCGGCUUCAAGGCUUCUCAAUUCCGACUGGGCCAGGCAUACGAGUACGGUGAUCUUGGACUUCCCAUCUCGAACAGAGAUAGUAUCGCAUGGUAUACGAAAGCGGCCUCUCAAGGCGAACACCAGGCCGAGUUGGCGCUUUCUGGUUGGUAUCUGACGGGAGCAGAAGGGAUUCUCGAGCACUCGGAUACCGAGGCGUAUCUGUGGGCGCGCAAGGCAGCGAGCAGUGAAGGCGGACCUCAAGUGGCCAAAGCCAUGUUUGCCAUGGGCUACUUCGCCGAGAAUGGCAUUGGAUGUCCAGCGAGCAUGGACGAGGUAAGUCGAUACAGUCUCAGGAUUAAUGCAGUGAAGCUUUGCUAACCUUAAGGACUAGGCAAGAAGAUGGUACGGUCGAGCGGCAAGCUACAAGUUCCCUAAGGCCAUCGAACGACUGGAGGAGCUGAAGAAAGGCGGCAAGAGUUCACGGCCAGCGCCGGCUAACGGGAAACUGACUCGAAAGGAUCAGAAGCAUAACGAAGAGAACUGUGUCGUGAUGUGA